AUGUCAGAACCACACAAUUACCAUCGUCCCCUCGAUCCAGACUCCGCUUCCGACGAUGAUCUCGACCUCGAUGAGCUAGACCCGGUAGCGGCAUCCUCUGUUGCUGAUAGUCGCAAUCCCCGUUCUGGAGCCGCUCAAGAUGUACCUUUGAAAAAGUUAAACGGUACGCGCACCGGGCGUUUCUGGCCUAGCAACCGCAACCGCAGUCGGAGGCAGUACCAAGAUGAAGAUGAUGAACAGGGACUAUUGGGAGGCUGGAAUGGCCGCGCAAGUCAAGCCGGCGACUGGCCUGACGAAGAGAGAGGAUGGAACGUUAGAUCCUCUCAGCGAGCGGGCGACAAGACCUCCGGACCACGCACCGCUCAUUCCCGGGCUCAAAGUUUCCGUGCCAGCGUGCAAUUACCAGAUUUCGUCCGGCAGGAAUUAGCAGACAUGCGAGACGAUGUCAAGGCGGACCAUUUACAGUCGCGCGAUGUCGAAAUUGCCCGUCCGCAGAAGAAAAAGUUUCCGACCAACAUCGUGUCCAACGCAAAAUAUACUGCCUGGUCGUUCUUACCAUUGACUCUUUACAACGAGUUUCGCUUCUUCCUCAACAUAUACUUCCUGCUCGUCGCGUUGUCGCAAAGCUUCGAGUUCCUUCGCAUUGGAUACAUGUCGACUUAUAUCGUGCCCUUGGCUUGCGUCCUCGCCAUAUCCAUCGGCAAGGAGGCUUGGGACGACAUUGGGAGGAGAAGGCGAGACGCCGAGGCUAACGCGGAGCUGUUCACGGUCGUAUCCUUCUCUCCUAAUGCCACCAGACGUGCUGGCACGGCAGGACUCGAAAUGCAGAGAAAGUCCCGAGACAUCAAGGUGGGAGAUGUCCUCAAGCUUGAUAAGAACCAACGCGUCCCGGCGGAUGUUGUGAUCUUGCAAAGCCAGGUCAGUGACACUGCCGUGGUUGGCAAGCAGGAACACGAAAAGCUCGCCUCUCAGUCUGCCAGUGAGACUUUCAUCCGAACAGAUCAGCUAGAUGGCGAGACGGACUGGAAGCUGCGGUUGCCCUGUCCACUUAGUCAACAGCUGUCCCUCAAAGAUCUUACGAGGCUUAAUGUCACAGCCGGUGCCCCGGACAAGGAUGUCAAUUCCUUUGUGGGAACGAUGGAGCUCAUACCUCGCGAGGCGUACGACCCACACCUUGCGAGGGACCAGCCUGAAGCCGGAAGUGAAACUGAUGUCCAAGACAUCGAAAGAGUUGAAAUCGAAAGUCAAUCCACAUCUGCGCCCUUGACAAUCGACAAUACUGCAUGGUGCAACACGGUCAUUGCUUCGAACACGACAGUCUAUGCCGCUGUCAUCUACACUGGCAGGCAGACCAGAUCAGCACUUUCUACCUCUCCGUCACGGUCUAAGACAGGCUUACUGGAAAUGGAGAUCAACAACCUGACCAAGAUUUUAUGCAUUCUUACUCUCACCCUAUCUAUCGUGCUUGUGGCUCUCGAAGGCUUCGAGCCUUCAAAUCAGAAGCCCUGGUAUGUCGCCAUUACGAUAUAUCUAAUCUUAUUCUCGACUAUCAUUCCCAUCAGCUUGCGGGUCAAUCUGGACAUGGGAAAGACCGUGUAUUCUUACUUCAUCGAGCGCGAUAAGGGCAUUCCCGAUACCGUGGUGCGGACCAGCACUAUUCCAGAAGAUCUUGGUCGAAUUGAAUACCUGCUUUCGGAUAAGACCGGCACCUUGACUCAGAAUGAGAUGCAGCUCAAAAAGAUACACGUCGGCACCGUAGCUUACGCUGGUGAUGCUAUGGAAGAAGUUGUGGCUUAUAUACAGCAGGCCUUCGGACAAGCUACUCAAGCCGGACUCAGUGAAGUCACAAUGGGUGCGAACACCAAAACCAGAAGAGAGAUAGGUGUGCGAGUGCGAGAUCUCGUUGUUGCCUUGUCUCUAUGUCAUAAUGUUACACCCACCACCGAUGAGGUCGAGGGAGAGACUGUCACCUCUUACCAAGCAUCUUCACCGGAUGAGAUCGCAAUUGUCGAAUUUACCGAGAGCGUCGGCCUUCGGCUUCUCCGGAGAGACAGGGAAAGCAUCACCGUACAGUCGGUGGACACUGGCAAAGUCGUGAUUCGGGCUCAGAUCAAAGACGUUUUCCCAUUCACCUCGGACAGCAAGCGUAUGGGCAUCAUCGUCCAAAUGACGUGUGACACGGCAGAAGGGCAGUCUUCUGAGAUGUGGUUCUUCCAAAAGGGAGCCGACACCGUCAUGUCAUCGAUCGUGGUCACCAACGACUGGCUUGACGAGGAGACAGCGAACAUGGCUCGAGAGGGCCUGCGAACGCUUGUCGUAGGCCGUCGAAAGCUGUCAAAUGAGCAGUACGAGACAUUCUCAGCCGCUUACAACGAAGCAUCGCUGGCAUUGCAUAACCGCGAAGCCGGCAUCGCCGACGUUAUAAAGUCACAUCUCGAACAUGACCUCGAGCUCCUCGGCGUAACAGGCGUUGAAGACCGACUACAGCGGGACGUCAAGCCAUCUCUCGAGCUUCUGCGCAACGCUGGCGUCAAGAUCUGGAUGCUGACGGGCGACAAGGUUGAAACAGCACGCUGCGUUGCCAUUUCGGCUCGGCUGGUAGCCAGAGGCCAACAAAUUCAGACAAUGGCAAAGAUCAAGCAGAAGUCAGAAGCACAGGACGCCCUCGACAUGCUCCGCAACCGUACUGAUUCUUGCUUACUGAUCGAUGGUGAAUCUCUUGCCCUCGUUCUGGCCCAUUUCCGAACGCAGUUUAUCACCACGGCGGUGUUGCUACCGGCCGUGAUUGCAUGCCGCUGCUCACCUACACAAAAAGCUGACGUUGCCAACCUCAUCCGAAAGUACACCAAAAAACGGGUGUGCUGUAUCGGCGACGGUGGUAACGACGUGUCCAUGAUCCAAGCCGCUGAUGUAGGUAUUGGUAUCGUCGGCAAAGAGGGCCGGCAAGCCUCGCUGGCUGCUGACUUCUCCGUCACGCAAUUCUGUCACUUGACCAAAUUGCUCGUUUGGCAUGGGCGAAACAGCUACAAACGCAGUGCGAAGCUCGGACAGUUCAUCAUUCAUCGUGGCCUUAUCAUCGCUGUCUGUCAGACCAUGUACAACAUAGCCAACAAGUUGGAGCCGAUAGGACUGUUCAAAGAUUGGCUUCUUGUUGGUUAUGCAACCAUUUACACGACUGCGCCUGUUUUCUCCCUUGUGUUUGACCGCGAUGUGGACGAGCAUCUUGCCAACCUGUAUCCUGAACUUUAUAAGGAGCUCAAAUCCGGCCAAAGCCUGAGCUACAGGUCUUUCUUCACCUGGGUGCUAGUGUCUGUCUACCAGGGAAUUGUCAUCCAAGGCCUGUCCCAACUGCUGACAGACAUUGAUGGCAAGAAGAUGUUGUCAGUCAGCUUCACGGUGUUAGUGCUCAACGAGCUGAUUAUGGUCGCCGUCAGCGUCACAACAUGGCAUCCUGUCAUGAUAGCCUCGAUACUAGGCACAGCUGUGGUCUACGCAGCUAGUGUCCCUUUUCUUGACGACUACUUUGACCUGAAGUACGUGGCUAGCUGGAGCUGGGCAUGGAGAGUGGCGGCUGUUGCAGCGAUUAGUCUGGUCCCAGUGUGGGGUGGGAAGCUCAUCGGAAGGGCAUACAAACCGCCUAGUUAUCGCAAGGUGCAAGGGAUAUGA
Molecule: messenger RNA, 3666 nt
Organism: Cyphellophora europaea CBS 101466
Lineage: Eukaryota; Fungi; Ascomycota; Eurotiomycetes; Chaetothyriales; Cyphellophoraceae
Exons: 1
Coding region: 1-3666 (1221 amino acids)
Biological process (GO): retrograde vesicle-mediated transport, Golgi to endoplasmic reticulum; phospholipid translocation; endocytosis
Cellular component (GO): endosome; plasma membrane; trans-Golgi network
Molecular function (GO): magnesium ion binding; ATP hydrolysis activity; ATP binding
Source: RefSeq, a predicted model, not a curated record